Molecule: messenger RNA, 2987 nt
Organism: Leptopilina boulardi
Lineage: Eukaryota; Metazoa; Arthropoda; Insecta; Hymenoptera; Figitidae
Product: mucin-4-like
Exons: 12
Coding region: 71-2920 (949 amino acids)
Source: RefSeq, a predicted model, not a curated record
CCUGAUUAGCUGUUCAACCAUUAAACUUCAAUUUUCUAGAUUUUCAAAUAAAAAAAUAAUAAUAAUAAAAAUGUUUUUAAUUUUAAUUAUUGGAUCAUUCGUUUUUCGAACAACAUUGGCUGAUUACAUGACUGACAGUCAGUUUUUUACAUGGAGAGGCAUAGUGCCAGGAAAAGACAUACGUCAAAAUAACAUAAAAAGUUUUGGCUCAACAGUUAGGAGUAGAAUUGACAUUAUGGGAAGUGCAACACAUUCUAAUAUUAUUCCAGCUCCAAUUAUGAUUAGAGCAAUGAAAAAUAGUAAUGUUAAAGGACAUCUGAUUAAACAAGAAAGUAGUUCAAAAAGAGGUGGACCAUCAUAUACAACAUACGGCGCUAUGAAUAUGUACAAUCCAACUGUUAUAACACUUGGACCAAAGGGUACCGUCAAGAGUGCUAUUAAAGCUUCUGAAUUAAAAUCUGGAUCCUAUGGAUCGUACAAAGGCUACAAUCCUACAGUAACAAUCGUUAGACCAUCUGAAAGCAACAAAAACUACAUUCCUGUUUCAUCUUUUAGAGGCACUAAUGAUCAUGGUUCGUCAAUUUUAUCAAAUACAAUACCACAUGAUACCAGUAGUUACAAUUCUGCGUCUUCAUCUGAAAGUGGGGGUUAUGGUUCCUCUCCUGCAACGGGAAGUGGUAUCAAUAGUUAUAAAUCUUCCAUUUCGGAAAGUGGUACCAAUAGUUAUGGUUCUUCAUCUUCAUCCGGUAGCAAUAAUUAUGGAACUGCAAUUUUGUCGGAAAGUGGUACAAAAAAUUAUGGAUCUUCAAUAUCAUCCGGUAGUGGUACAAAUAGUUAUGGAUCUUCUAUUUCCUCAGGAAGUGGUACCGUAAACUAUGGAUCUCCUAUUUCGUCCGCAAGUAGUACCAGCAGCUACAGUUCUCCAAUUUUAUCAGGAAGUGGCUAUGGUUCUUCAAUUCCAUCGGAAAGUAGUGCUGCUAACAAUUAUGGUUCUUCUAUUUCUUCAGGAGGAGAUGGUACCAGCAGUUAUGGUUCAUCAUCAUACAGUGGUACCAACAGUUAUGAAUCUCCUGUCUCGUCUGAAACGUCUCUAAGUGAUAGCAACAACUACGGUUCUUCUUAUGCUUCAUCAGACGCAUCAUACAGUGGUACCAAUAGUUAUGGUUCUCCUCUUUUAUCAUCUGCUAGUAAAACAUAUUCAUCUGCAGUAGCUGGUAAUUUUAAUCAACUUCCAAAUCAUUAUACUCAAGCUGCACCUAUUAGCCAUCAGCAUAUUGAAGUUACUAAACCUGUGACUGUUCCUGUUUUCAAGAACGUUGGUGUUCCAGUUCCACAACCUGUAGGAGUACAAGUUCCACAUCCAGUCGCUGUUAGUGUAACUCAACCUUAUCCCAUUCAUGUACCAGUUUCUCAACCGGUUCCAGUACCAGUGAUAAGAACUAUAGCAGUUCCCGUUGAAAAGAAGGUUCCAUUUCCAGUGGAAAAAAUUGUCCCCUAUCCAGUCGAAAAACAUAUUCCAUAUACAAUUGAAAAAAAUAUUCCAGUACCGGUGGAAAAACCAUAUCCAAUUCAUGUUCCAGUUUAUAAACAUAUUUAUCAUCGGCACAGAGGUCAUGGUCAUCAUUGGGGCAUUUUUCUCUGCUGUCUGAGUUUGGCAGCAGCGUAUCCAAUUACAAUAACUGAAUUUGCGGGAAGAUAUUAUCUACCAUUUUUCAAUAAUUAUCAAAAAAUUGAAAGAUCCGAUAGUUAUGCGGCUGCUACUGAAAAUGGAGAUUAUGGUGGUGGUGAUGUAACAGGAACAGAAGCGCACUAUCUUUCUGGUGACAAUACUGGAGUACAUGUGGAACCAAGUGGUUAUGAAGGACAACAGGAUUAUUCUUCAUAUUCUGAUUUUGGCAAUUAUCAUGGAGGAAAUGAUGAUUCUUCUCAUGGAUUCGAAGAUCAUGGGAAUAAUUAUGUUCACAGUGUUCCUGUGUCUGAACAUGUUGAGGUGACAAAACCAAUUGCCAUUCCUGUUUAUAAAGAUAUUGGAAUACCAGUUCCUCAGCCAGUGAAGAUCAAUGUUCCUCAUCCAGUGGCAGUUGGUGUUAAUCAACCUUAUCCAGUUGCAGUUCCUGUUGCGAGGCCAGUUCCCAUUCAAAUUAUAAAAACUAUAGCUGUACCUGUGGAGAAAAAAGUUCCAUAUCCUGUAGAAAAACAUAUCCCUGUUCCUGUUGAGAAACCUGUACCAAUAACAAUUGAAAAACAUAUUCCUGUACCACUUGUGAAACCUUAUCCAAUCAAAAUUCCCAUUUACAAAACUAUUUAUCAUCAUGCCAAGGGCCAUAGUCACGUUCACAUAUAUUUGCCAUUCGUUGACAUUGUCAAAAUUAUGAUGAGUAAAAUAAUACUAAUAAUUGCUGCUGUUACUAGUACUUGUUGGGGUUCAGAAUGGCAGUUAAAUGGACAUGGAAGUGGUUUGACCUUAGGAGAAAUUUCAUUAGAUGGCCUUGAUCAUGAAUUACCAGCAAUAACUCUAGGAUCAGGACACGACAGUCUGGGUUUUAAUAGCAAUGGUUGGGAUUCAAGUAUCUCUAUUGGUCACCAUGGUCAACACGUAAUACCUGUAGUCAAGGAAAUUGGCGUUCCAAUAGUCAAGCAAGUUGAAUUUAAAGUUCCUCAACCAGAAAUACAAUCAAUUCCUCAACCAUAUCCAGUGCCUAUUUUUGUAUCAAAACCCGUUCCUUACGAGGUCAUCAAACACGAGGUGAAAAAAGUGGAGAACAAAGUUCCAGUAAAAGUGGAAAAAAUUAUUCCAUACAAAGUGGAAAAGCCGGUACCAUUUACAAUUAUAAAAUCAGUACCUGUCCCAGUGGAAAAGCCUUUUCCAAUUAAAAUUCCCGUAUAUAAAACAAUUGUUCAUAAACAUCAUAAAAAGUAAAUAUUAAAUUGCAUAAUAUCAUCUCUGUAACUUUUAAGCGCAAUAAAAUAAUGUAUUCGAACAGGAA